Molecule: messenger RNA, 2899 nt
Organism: Microtus oregoni (creeping vole)
Lineage: Eukaryota; Metazoa; Chordata; Mammalia; Rodentia; Cricetidae
Gene: Erg
Product: ETS transcription factor ERG
Exons: 10
Coding region: 108-1550 (480 amino acids)
Biological process (GO): cell differentiation; regulation of transcription by RNA polymerase II
Cellular component (GO): nucleus
Molecular function (GO): sequence-specific DNA binding; DNA-binding transcription factor activity, RNA polymerase II-specific
Source: RefSeq, a predicted model, not a curated record
GCACAAUCUCAUCCGCUCUAAACAACCUCAUCAAAACUACUUUCUGGUCAGAGAGAAGCAAUAAUUAUUAUUAACAUUUAUUAACGAUCAAUAAACUUGAUUGCAAUAUGGCCAGCACGAUUAAGGAGGCCUUAUCAGUUGUGAGUGAGGACCAGUCGCUAUUCGAGUGUGCCUACGGAACACCACACCUGGCUAAGACAGAGAUGACUGCAUCCUCGUCCAGUGACUAUGGUCAGUCAUCCAAGAUGAGUCCUCGAGUCCCUCAGCAGGACUGGCUGUCGCAACCCCCAGCCAGGGUCACCAUCAAGAUGGAGUGCAACCCUAGCCAGGUGAACGGUUCCAGGAACUCUCCUGAUGCAUGCAGCGUGACCAAAGGUGGGAAGAUGGUGGACAGCCCUGAUCCCGUGGGGAUGAGCUAUAGCAGCUACAUGGAGGAGAAGCACAUGCCACCACCCCCCAACAUGACCACAAGUGAGCGCAGAGUGAUCGUCCCCGCAGAUCCUACUCUAUGGAGCACAGACCACGUCCGGCAGUGGCUGGAAUGGGCAGUGAAAGAAUACGGCCUCCUAGACGUGGACGUCUUGUUAUUCCAGAAUAUUGACGGGAAGGAGCUGUGCAAGAUGACGAAAGAUGAUUUCCAGCGGCUCACUCCGAGCUACAACGCCGACAUCCUUCUCUCACAUCUCCACUACCUCAGAGAGACUCCCCUUCCACAUCUGACUUCCGAUGACGUCGAUAAGGCUUUGCAAAACUCUCCACGGCUAAUGCAUGCUAGAAACACAGGGGGUGCAGCUUUUAUUUUCCCAAAUACUUCAGUAUAUCCCGAAGCUACGCAAAGAAUUACAACUAGGCCAGAUUUACCUUAUGAGCCUCCUAGGAGAACAGCCUGGACUGGCCAUGGCCACCCCACCCCUCAAUCCAAAGCUGCUCAGCCAUCUCCUUCCACAGUGCCCAAAACUGAAGACCAGCGUCCUCAGUUAGAUCCUUACCAGAUUCUGGGACCCACCAGUAGCCGCCUCGCGAAUCCUGGUAGUGGCCAGAUCCAGCUGUGGCAGUUCCUGCUAGAGCUCCUGUCUGACAGCUCAAAUUCCAACUGCAUCACCUGGGAAGGUACCAACGGGGAGUUCAAGAUGACAGACCCUGACGAGGUGGCGCGGCGCUGGGGGGAGCGGAAGAGCAAGCCCAACAUGAACUAUGAUAAACUCAGCCGCGCCCUCCGCUACUACUACGACAAGAACAUCAUGACCAAGGUCCACGGGAAGCGUUACGCCUACAAGUUUGACUUCCACGGCAUCGCGCAGGCCCUCCAGCCCCACCCUCCGGAGUCUUCUCUGUACAAGUACCCUUCCGACCUCCCGUACAUGGGCUCCUAUCAUGCCCACCCCCAGAAGAUGAACUUUGUGGCUCCCCACCCUCCCGCCCUCCCAGUCACUUCGUCUAGUUUCUUUGCUGCCCCAAACCCGUAUUGGAAUUCACCGACUGGGGGCAUCUACCCGAACACUAGGCUCCCCGCCAGCCAUAUGCCGUCUCACCUGGGUACGUACUACUAGAGACCAGAUGGAGGCCUUUCCCAACAGCGUACAAUCACCUAGCAGUCACCACAAACCCAGAGAACACAAAUCGGAAGUGCCUCAUGAGGAAUGAGAAAGGUUGGCCAGAGCUGGGGAAGGAAGCUGGAAACCAAAGACUCACAGGGGAGGGUGGGCAUCACCCAAGUAUUAAUGCAGAAAUAGAGGAAGCUCAAACUAUCAUGGACAUGGACAUAUAACCUGUGGUCCACCCUUGUCAAAGACAUUGUAUUGUAGAAAAGCAUGGCACGGUAAGGACAACUGCCAAAGAAAGUGGCCUUCAGUAGUGGACAAACUAGAGUGUGAGACCUUGCUUGUACCAAACAGGAUUCAGUGAAAGCAAUAGAGAUAACAGUACACAGUCUUGGCCUAACAUACCAUUUAGAAUGUCAUUUGAAGGGGACUACCUGUGUUUAAAAACAGAAACAUAUCAAAACCAAAUAAGAAGACAGGAAAGAUGGCGGCCCCUCCACAAACCACAUUGUGGAUUUUUUUUUUUUUGGCUGGCAUUUGCUGUUUUGAAAUCAUAUUCUUUCCAUUUGAUAGGGGGAGUGGCUACCAGCUUUGUUAAACUGUGAAGAUGACCCAAAAUCUCAGCUCCUUUCAGUAUCACGGGAACUGUGAGCCUCAUGGUGGUUGGGGGAUGUGUAGGGUGUGUGAGUAUGUGAUUUUAGAGGAAAGGCUGAAUGAGGAGGAACGCGUAGAGGAGGAGGGGAUUGGGGAGCAAGUGGAGGAGGAAGAAGAGGAGACAAGGACUAGAAGGCAGUCGCUCAAGCCGUCAAAGCUGAAUUUAGGAUGUCUUGGGACCAAAGAGCGUGAGUUGUGACGCUUGAUGCUGUCAUGUUGUGAGAAAGGACACAGUUUGAUGGAAGACUGGGAGCGGUAGUAUUCAGAACCAAACAUUUCUUUGUAACUGGAAUUGUCUAAUAUUCAAAAAAGAUUGGGACCUCUGCAUGCUGGAGGCUUUGUCCUUCAUGGGAGCAGCUGAGAGGUGACCUUUGUGGCCACCACAGUCAGAGACCAAGCAGGCAUUGUGGGUAGCUGGGCUCCAGUUUUCUUUAACGAGUCGCGAACGCUGUGCGUUUGUCAGAACGAAGUCUACAAACCAAUGGGAUUUUUUUCUUUUUAUAUAAUAAUUAUAUAACUUAUGCAUUUAUACACUACGAGUUGACCUCGGCCAGCCAAAGACACACCACACACACAAAAGGAGACAAUCGAUGAUAUGAUGUGGCCUUGAAUUCUAACUCUGUAACGCUUAAUGUUUACAAUAUGAAGUUACUAGUUCUUAGAUGCAGAAUGUAUGUAAUAAAAUGAGCUUGGCCUCUCACGGC